AGGAGAAUUAUACUUUAAUGUAAUAUAGGUUGUAUACUAUGGAUGGGAACUGUUAAAGUUUAUGAUGUCAGAAACUUCUCUUAGACCAAAGCUGUCUUCUACAAAGGUAACAGAUUGGGUAGAUCCAUCAUUUGAUGAUUUUUCGGUGAAUGCAAGUCUCUCUACCAUCAUUACCACAUCAGUUGGUGUGAAUAACUCAAAUCGUAGAAGAAAAAAUUUUCCUUCCACAUUAAGAAAUGGUAGAUGUCCACCUGGAAAAAGAGGAAAAUUAUCUUCCUCAGAACAGACUUUUCUAGAAAAUUCAAAAGAGUGCCUACCUGACAAUGAACCAUGGGUGGAUAAAUACAGACCAGAAACUCAGCAUGAACUUGCUGUGCAUAAAAAGAAAAUCGAAGAAGUUGAAAAUUGGUUAAAAACUGAAAUCUUGGAAAGGCACCUCAAACAGCGUGGCUCUAUUUUAUUAGUAACGGGUCCUCCUGGAUGUGGAAAAACAGCCACUAUAAAAAUACUCUCAAAGGAGUAUGGUAUUCAAGUUCAAGAAUGGAUUAAUCCAGUUUUACCAGACUUCCAAAAAGAUGAUUUCAAUGAGAUGUUUAAUCCUGAAUCAAGCUUUCAUAUGUUUUCGUAUCAGUCUCAGAUAGCAGUUUUUAAAGAGUUUCUUCUAAGAGCAACCAAGUACAACAAACUACAAAUGCUUGGAGAUGACCUAAGAACUGAAAAGAAGAUAAUUCUGGUUGAAGAUUUACCUAAUCAGUUUUAUCGAGAUUCUCAUACUUUACAUGAAGUUCUAAGGAAGUAUGUACAGAUCGGUCGGUGUCCUCUAGUAUUCAUCAUUUCUGACAGUGUGACUGGGGAUAGUACUCAGAGGUUGCUGUUUCCCAAGGAAAUACAAGAAGAGUGUAGUAUUUCAAAUAUUAGUUUCAAUCCUGUGGCUCCAACAAUUAUGAUGAAAGUUCUGAGUCGAAUAAUGACAAGAGAAACUAAUAAGAAUGGAGGUAAAAUUAUUGUCCCGGAUAAAACAUCUCUAGAAUUGCUCUGUCAAGGAUGUUCUGGUGAUAUCAGGAGUGCAAUAAACAGUCUCCAGUUUUCUUCAAAAGGAAACAACUUAUGGACAAGGAAAACAGGAGUGUCUUUAAAAUCAGAUGUACUGACAAAAUCAAAAAGAAGAAAAAGAACUGAUGGCGUUUCUGAAAAUCACGAGGUUCAAACUCUUGGUGGCAAAGAUGUUUCUCUCUUUCUCUUCAGAGCUUUGGGGAAAAUACUAUAUUGUAAGAGAGCACCUCCAGCGGAAUUAAACUCGCCACGAUUGCCUUUGCAUUUAUCAGAGUAUGAACGGGAUACAUUGCUUAUUCAACCAGAGGAAGUAGUGGAAAUGUCACACAUGCCUGGAGAGUUAUUUAAUUUAUAUCUUCAUCAAAACUAUGUAGACUUCUUCACGGAUAUAGAUGAUCUUGUGAGAGCCAGUGAAUAUCUAAGUUUUGCAGAUAUCCUCAGCAGUGAUUGGAAUACACGCUCGUUACUCAGGGACUAUAGCACAUCUAUAGCUACAAGAGGUGUGAUCCAUUCCAACAAAGCCCGAGGAUUUGCUCAUUGUCAAGGAGGAGGAUCAGGUUUUCGGCCCUUGCACAAACCUCAGUGGUUUCUAGUAAAUAAAAAGUACCGAGAAAAUUGCCUGGCAGCAAAAGCACUUUUUUCUGACUUCUGCUUACCAAGUUUAUGCCUCCAGACACAGUUGUUGCCGUACCUUGCUUUGCUAACCAUUCCAAUGAGAAAUCAAGGUCAAAUUUCUUUCAUCCAGGAUAUUGGAAGGCUUCCUCUGAAACGACACUUUGGAAGGUUGAAAAUGGAAGCACUGACUGACAGAGAACAUGGAGUGAUGGACCUUGAUAGUGGAGACGAAGCUCAGCUCCUCACAGGUCAGCCUGCAAAGGAAGCUUCGAGUGAUCCUGCUCACAGAACUGACCUGGAAACCUGCUUGCUUCCUUUAAGUCAGAAUAGUGGAAGUGAUCUGCCAGCCAGCCAGCCUCGGCCCUUCUUAGCCCAGGAGGAUACAGACGAGGAAGAAGUCAUGGUCAUAGAGGACUAUGACAGUGAUGGGACAUAGACACCAUGCUGCCAUCACAUCGCUACUUGACUGAUGCUCAUAUUGCUUUUACUCAGUGACAGAGAGAGAGAAGAUACUUUUCAGGUGACUUGCAGUUUAUUCGUUCUUGCAGUGUUUCAGCACAAGGAACUGACUCCACUGUCAUCCUGAAGUAAAUAGAAGAUGCAGCCUCUAAAGUAAUCUCUUACCCUUUUUUUGGGUUGGAAUGCAGGCCGCACCCUGACCUGCUGGUCCAGGUAGUGGCCACACCCAGCAGAGCCAGGGAGCCUUGCUGACCCCUGGGUCAUGCAGAGCACAUGCUCCACAUUUUCAGCCUCAUCCCUGGUCCCUGUAACUCUUUAGUAUUUAUUGAGUCUUGUGUGUGAUACCAGAAGUAUAUCCGAACAUUAUGCUAAAUCUCAAAAUGUGAAGGAACUGAAAAUAUAGAAAGUUUAUGGGGGUUGUAAAUAUGAAAUGUAAAAUAGUUCAUGGUUACAGUUAUAAGUGUAAUUAAAACAUCUGUGCCUUAUUCAAUUUCCUUGGUUUCUAGCUUCUCAGAUACUAUCAUUAGCUAUUGUACAAUGGAGUAGUUUACAUUCGGAAGAGUUAUUUACAUAAUUUAUAUGAGAAUUAAAAUGUUGAACUUC
Sorex fumeus (smoky shrew) is the source of this 2730-nucleotide messenger RNA. It is a transcript of the gene RAD17, whose product is annotated as RAD17 checkpoint clamp loader component. Gene Ontology annotation, biological process: DNA damage checkpoint signaling; mitotic DNA replication checkpoint signaling; DNA repair. Gene Ontology annotation, cellular component: Rad17 RFC-like complex; nucleus. The record is from RefSeq and is a predicted model, not a curated record. Gene Ontology annotation, molecular function: chromatin binding; DNA clamp loader activity. The transcript is spliced from 16 exons. Lineage: Eukaryota; Metazoa; Chordata; Mammalia; Eulipotyphla; Soricidae. Bases 62 to 2104 code for a protein of 680 amino acids.